This is a messenger RNA of Chaetomium fimeti, 2454 nucleotides long. RefSeq lists its product as uncharacterized. NCBI's taxonomy places the organism in Eukaryota, Fungi, Ascomycota, Sordariomycetes, Sordariales, Chaetomiaceae. The record is from RefSeq and is a predicted model, not a curated record. Bases 1 to 2454 code for a protein of 817 amino acids. The transcript is spliced from 2 exons.
AUGCCGAGUAUUUUUGGGAAAUCCGGCUCCACCGCCGGCCGUGCCAAGACCCGGCACAAGUCAAUCCGGGGCACCAUCUCGGCUCCGAUCCCGAUACCCACGAGUCCGGAUGAAGACGAGUUCCCGAUCCGGAAUCCGGGGUCGGCCAAGGCGUCGAUAAAAACAGAUGACGAGUUCCCAAUUCGCCAGUCGGGGACUGGGGUUGCGGCCCCUCUGCCAACCACCGACGGUCCCGAGUCAUCACCAGAAGAGCCCGUCGAGGGUUCAGAGGCACCUGAGCUUGGAGACCAGCAGGAUCAGCAGCCCCGCGAGCUCGAAUCUAGCCCCGAUAGCGGGACCGGACCUGGAGGCGACCAGGAGAAACCACAGGCUCUUUCACCAAUCCCCGAACCGCCUUCAGUCAGUGGCGGCUCAGGGGGCAGUCGCACGGACUUAGCACAGGAUGUCAUUCCGGAGCCGCCGUCCACCCCGCCACCAGCGCCGCCGAGCGGCCCCAACACGCCCGCCGGGCGCCCGGAAUCACGCCCCGCUUCACGCCCGGCCUCGCGAUCACCCCCUAACCGGGUCUCACCCCAAAAGACCUCCCCGCCAGCCGCCUCGUCCUCGCCGUCUUCACCACCCGCAAGGAGAGCCACAAACCCUGUACUCAGUACUGUCAGAUAUUCCAUGAUCAGCGAUGCCCCCAGCAAGCAGACCACUCAGAGCAAAGAUUCUCCGCACCGGAAGAAGUCCACUUUGCGGUCCGCGUUGGGAAGGUUGUUCGGCCGGGGCAAAAAGAAAGCCCCCAAUGGAAACCAGGAUGCUCCUAGGGAGUCUAGACGUGAAUCCAGGCCCCUAGGAUCCGUACAGCAUCGAAGCGACCCCACGGCGCUUAGCCGAUCAAACCAGAGGUCCCCGAAGCGGUCGGCCUCGCUCCCCAUGAGCGAGUUUGACCGACCACUCCGGUCCCAUUCCGUUGGUCCCGACGACAUCAUGGCCAUCGAGAGUGCGCGCAACUCUCUGCAGGGUGACCCGGCUUCGUCGAGCGCUGCAAUCCGCAAGCGGGCUGCGACCAUGGGUGGCCACGCCUUGCUGAGGCCUCAUCUAUUCAACCGAGAAUGGGGGGCCGGCCUAUCACCACGCCCGGCCAGUGCCCAAGGCCGCGCCAGCCGGGCUGGCGGCCGGGCGGACCCCGAUGAUCCCACCGAGAUUGGCCGCGCCAUUACGAGCGAUAGUGGCGGUGGUCUUCGGCGGCGGUCCCGGAGCCUUUCCGGCUUGCAGGGUCUUGCCGGACUUCAGCGCGCUGGCCGCCGGCGGAGUGAUGAGAUACGCUAUUGGCGCGAGUCGUAUAACCCGGGAUUCAUGUCGCCCUUGUCAUCGAAUGCGCAUGACGAUGUCGACGACACCGGCAUGGUAGACAUCAGCGCUCCCGAAAGCCCCGCGGUCGAGAGACCUCCCAGGACCCCUCCCCAGCCGUUCAACUUCGGCCUUCUGUCCAAGGAGAUGCUUGGGAUGAAGAUCACGCACGCAGCGGACAUGGAUAUGCGUCUGGGGGGCCUCGAGUCUCGCACGCUACAUCUGGAGCGCGCGGUCGACAAGUUAUGCCACACAGUCCCGGGCGUUAAGCGAGUGGUUGACCGCAAGGACAUGGUCCGCCCCAGCAGCUCUCGUCGAUCGCUCGAGACCGACACACAAUCCCAAGUCUCCCUCGGCGAUUACCAAACUUAUACAUCGUCCCUCCAGCCACCCCCGUACCCGGCAUCCAAGGCCAAGGCUGCAACAGCCAACCCCCCGAACCGCCCUAUAUCGACCUCCACUGUCCGCGGCGCCGCAAGCCUCCCCACGCUCGGCCGCGAGCCCGGCCACGACCCUCUCCGGGACGAAGUCAUCGCCAAACUCCGCACCGACCUCGACGCCGAGCGAGCCGCCCGCCAGGCGCUCGAGGCCCAGGUCAAGAAGCUGUCGGAGCGCCUCAACACGCUGUCCACCACCAUGUUCGCCAUGGUGCGCGGGCCGUCCGAGUCGCGGUCGCAGGAGCGCCUGACGCUGACACCGGCUCCGUCGACGUCGGCGGGUCCCGGCGGCAGCGGGUCAGCACUGUCGCUGCCGCUGACGCCUAAGAUGGCCACCUCGCUGCUCGCCCCGCCGCCCCCGCUGAUCCCGCGGGAACAGCUCUCGGUAUUUGAGACGGACGACGAUGACGACGAUGGCGACGCGCCCGAGGCGCGGGCUGCUACUGCUAAAAAGCAGACCAAGCGGGCGGAUCUGGACGAGGGCGAGGUCACGGAGGACGAUUUCCAGACGCCGAGGGAGGGACAGACGCCGAUGGUGGGAUAUGGCGCCUUUGGUGAGGAGCUCAGGCCCGAGGACGACGAUGAGGGUGGAGAUGAGGACGCCCGGAAGAGGAGGAAGGCGGCGAGGACGCUGAGCUUGAGUCAGCUUACGCUGGGGAAGGGCAAGCGGACGAGGGUAUGA